Messenger RNA from Malaclemys terrapin pileata, 3694 nucleotides. RefSeq names its product solute carrier family 26 member 8 (gene SLC26A8). The record is from RefSeq and is a predicted model, not a curated record. Gene Ontology annotation, biological process: transmembrane transport. Gene Ontology annotation, cellular component: membrane. Gene Ontology annotation, molecular function: oxalate transmembrane transporter activity; chloride transmembrane transporter activity; bicarbonate transmembrane transporter activity. Bases 416 to 3388 code for a protein of 990 amino acids. The transcript has 20 exons. NCBI's taxonomy places the organism in Eukaryota, Metazoa, Chordata, Testudines, Emydidae.
AGCCGCGGCAAGGGGCCGGAGCGCCGCGCGGGCGGCCUGGGACCUGGCUGGGCUUGGAGCGGGAGGAGGAGCUAGCAGGGCGCGGGGAAGCCGAGCGGAGUGCGGCGCUUGCGGGCGUGGGCGGCGAGCCUGGCGCGGAGGAAGGGGGAGCUGGGGCAGGGCUACAGGGCGCCGAGCUAUUGCUGGGAGCAUUGGGGACGUGGGCCAGGCUGGGCGGAGAGGCAGCGCACAGGCCUGGUCAUUUCUGGGUAUUGGGGCUGUUUCGCUCUCAUACAUCAGAGGGAAGCUGCUCCUGUGGUUCUAGUGUCUCGGGAAUUAAUUUCACUUCCCCAGUGUGACUUACUUCUGCAAACUCAGUCCUAGCCCGCUGCCCUAGGGCCGCCUGUACGCAGGAGCCCAGGGACUAGUGGAGUGGAUGAAAGCUGCUAAAUCACCUCCAGCUGGAGUCCCCAGCGUGUUCUCGCUUCACUAUGGCCCUGUCUUCUCGACUGGCGGAACCGCCUUUUUGUGGCUGGGCGGUGUACAGCGCCAAGGAUCAACAUCAAAGCAAGCAGCUGUGUACAUGCUUAACUCCGAGCACGUGUUUGAGAAUAAGAAAUUCUUUGGGAAUAGAUUUAGUGUCACAGGUAACGACAACGGCUUUGAUUUCACCCUCUCGCCUUCCCUGUUCCCACGUUUUUUGACUGUUCACUAUCAGUGUGACCGCAUGGAGCCAGAUGCUGAGACUAUCAGCGCUCCCAGGCUGCUAGGGAAGUACAGAAUCAAGAGAGGCAUAUACACUGAAGAGCAGUUCCAGAAAAACUAUGAAAGAAACACCCCCUCCCCAAGGAACAGGGAUUUCAGAAUCCAAGGAAGGAUCCAGUGCAGAGUCUCCUGGGCAAGAUUCAGGAAGAUUAUACUCAAGAUGUUUCCUAUCCUGAACUGGUUGUGUGCAUAUCGAGUCAGAGAGUGGUUCUUGAGUGACAUACAUGCAGGCCUAAGUGUGGGGAUGGUCCAGAUUCCGCAAGGACUGUCAGGAGUUUUGUUAACGAGGUUACCAAUACCAAUUGUCAAUGGCUUCUAUUCUGCAUUCUGCUGCUCAUUAACAUAUGUUGUAUUUGGGACUUCGCGCCAUAUCUCCAUUGGUUCAUUCAGCAUUCUGAAUGCAAUGGUAGCAGAUGUUCUGAAGACGCUGAAUUUCAGCCCAAUAUUGACUGCUAAUGGAACCUUUGCCAAUUUCUCAGAUGCAAAUUAUAUGAAGAGUUACAUGGAAGCCUUGACACUUACUGCAUCAACAACAUUUCUGACUGGGAUCAUCCAGUUGCUUUUAGGCUGUUUCUGCUUGGGGUUUGUCACAACCUAUCUGCCAAAGACCCUCAUCGACGCUUACCUCACUGCAGCAGCGCUGCAUGUCAUCGUAUCCCAGUUCUCCUUCAUCUUCGGGAUUGUGAUCAACUUCCAUAUGGGCCCCCUGGCCAUUUUCUACAACCUGUUUCAUUAUUGCAUGGCUCUCCCAAAGGCUAAUGCCACCAGUAUAUUGCUAUUUUUGGUUGGCCUACUCAUGCUGAGGGUCAGCAAUUGUAUCAAGAUAACUUACAAGCACAGUCCUGUUGCAUUCCCUAUGGAACUUCUCCUGAUUAUUACAAUCACCAUUAUUGCUAACCAUGUUCACCUGCAUGCCGAAUCCAGUAUGCUUGUGGCCAAAAUGGUUCCACACAGGUUUCUGCCUCCUACGCUGCCAGACUUAUCAAAUUUGAGCAGGAUUGUAGCCCAUGCCUUCUCCCUGGCUAUUGUAAGCUACUUCCUUCUCAUUUUUGUGGGAAAGAGGUACGCUUGUAUUCACAACUACAACAUCUCCAGCAACCAGGAGCUCGUGACUGUGGGGCUAUGCAAUAUCUUCAGCUCAUUUUUCAAAAGCUUUGCUGUCAGCUGUGCUAUUUCUGGGACUGUCAUUCAGGAGAAGACAGGCGGAAAAACACAGUUUGCAGCACUAAUUGGAGCAUCCAUAAUGCUAGUGGUAGUGAUGAAACUAGGACACUUUUUCCAGUCUCUGCCUAAUGCUGUACUAGCUGCGAUUGUAAUGGUCAACAUGUUCCCAUUUCUUGAAAAAUUUAUGGACAUCCCCACCCUGUGGAGACAGGAUAAGUAUCAUUUUGUUAUUUGGAUUGUGACUUUUGCAGCCGUUCUGUGUCUUGGUCUCGAUAUCGGCUUGGUCAUCGCAAUGGGAUUCACCUUCUUCAUCAUCACUGUUAGGUCACACAGAAUGAAGAUUGUGAUGCUGGGCCAGAUUCCAAACACGGAUCUAUACAGAAAUUUAUCUGACUACAAAGCAGCAGCAGAGAUUGAAGGUGUGAAAAUCUUCCAGUGUUGUUCCUCCAUCUCCUUUGCAAAUAUGAGACAUUUCAAAGGCUACUUGUUACAUAAGAUGGAUGUGAAAGCAGUGCCCCUGGAUGAAAAUGAAAUGAGAUCUUUAAUCUCAGUUAGUCUGUCUAGCACUGGAUUGGAGAGAAAGGAUUUGAAGUGUGCCUGUGUUUGUGAUCCACCUGAGCCAUUACCCAGGAUACCCUAUACUGAGAAACUGGUGAAGCGACUUCAUAGGGAUAAUGAGUCUUCAUCGUCUUCCCUGAAUUUGAUACGUUGGUCAAAGUUUGAAAGCAAGCACAGUUCUGGGACUCUCACAACAGGAAUGUCGCAAACACAGCAUGCUCAGUCCACAGCCAUCAGGCUCAGGGCAGCAAGACCUGAGACUGGAAAGAAGAAGGAUGAAGGGAAGAGGACAUGGCAUUCUUCAGACCUUGGAGUAGAUACUUCCACAACUCUAUUGUGCCAGGAACCAGUACUGUUGCAGUCCACGGAGUUUUCAACAUAUCCAGUCCACACUAUUAUUUUAGACUUCAGCAUGGUGCAGUUUGUGGAUUUGCAAGCUUCAGACUUACUGAGGCAGAUGUUCCACAUGUUUCAGAAUAUUGGCAUUUCGGUCCUGAUAGCCGGCUGCCACCUCUCUGUAAUAGCAAUCUUUGAGAAGAAUGAUUUCUUUGAUGACUGCGUCACCAAAGCACAGUUCUUUCUAACGCUGCAUGAUGCUGUGCUGGCCGCUUUAGAACAGAAUCAAAAGCCAGAGACUGUGGAACUCAGCAUUGGAGAGCCUGAACAGGAGUUAGAUGAAGGGCUUACAGAAGAACAGAAGGAGAGAAGUCUGCACUCCGGUAACAACAAAGAUAUUUCCUCUUUAAAGACUACCAGGAGCGAACUCUUAAAUGAAGAGCCAAUAUCCGAUCUCUUCCGCACAUAUUCACUCCAGAAUGAAACAGAGAUGAACGUAUUCCAACAGUAUGAUGCUCCACCCCCUGAGCCAGGUGACAGAGAUGAGGAGUGGGAGCAGAAGUGGAAAUAUGCCAGAGAUCCCUGAGAUGCACAAGAGCUGACAGGGAAUCCUAGUCCAGUAAAUGGGGAGAGGUGCUGAUAUAGCACAGUUCAGGUAGUUCUUGCCUGCAUUUUGGUGGGGUUUUUUGCCUUUGUCUCUUUCAAAGUUAUUGAAGUAGCCAACUAGCCAGUCCAUCCAAUCGUUCUGCUGGUUUAAGGGAACUAGCACAGUUUAUGAAGUUACCCUUCAGGACUUUCAAACAGAGGGAUUAUUUAGCAGCAAUUUUAACCUUUGUAGUGAAUUAACUAUAAAACUUGGAGCCAUUAAAUGAAUUUUUACAUGUUUCUGAAA